UAAGGUGCACUGUAUAUGAACAAAAGUAGUAAAUUAUGAUGGUAUUUCCUAAUAAAGAAACGCCAAAAAAUGAAGAUUGUGGGAGUAUGCAAGACGCAGCUUUAAUCGUGUCUAAAAAACUUCAACUCGAUCGUGAAAGCAUUGAUUUGACGUCACAACUUAACGUUACAUCAAUAUAUUCAAGUGUAAGCAGUGGUUUAAAUGACGAUGACUACCCAGUAGUCGAACAACUUCCCAUCCCUCUUAUAACAGAUGUGAGGAAGGUCCCAUUGCCUCCAGAACUUGUGGAACAGUUUGGACACAUGCAAUGUAACUGCAUCAUGGGAAUAUUUCCCUCAAUACGUCGUGCAUGGUUAACUGUGGAUUCCGAUAUUUUUGUCUGGAGAUAUUUGGAUGGUGAUGACUUGGCUUACUUUGAUGGAUUAUCUGAAACAAUACUUAGUAUUGCUUUGGUACAACCUAAACAGGGAAUAUUCAAAGAUCACAUCAAGUAUCUGCUUGUACUCGCCACACCCCUUGAUAUUGUAAUGUUGGGUGUUAGUUUUGCUGAUGGGGACAUAAACAGUGAGAUGCGGCUUCUUCCCGAUGCUCUCUUCUCUCUUCCAUCCGAUGGUAGUUACAUCACCAACAUCGUUGGAAGCCACAACGGUCGCAUCUUCAUGGGAGGGAGGGAUGGUUUCCUCUAUGAGAUUGCUUACCAGGCAAGUGGGGGUUGGUUCAGCAGGAAAUGUAACAAAAUAAAUCACUCGCGAAGUCGUUUGUCUUUUCUGGUCCCUUCUUUGUUGAACGUGUGGCUAUCAGAGGAAGACUCUAUAUCUCAAUUGGUGGUGGAUGAUACAAGAAAUAUACUUUACACACGGUCUGAGAAAGGAACCAUCACAGUUUAUGAUCUUGGUCAAGAUGGUUGGGGGAUGAGUUGCGUUGCGCAAUCUUCCCUUGAUUCAAUUCGGAGGCGGGCUGUUGCCAUCGCAAGUGGAAUCGAACCUUCAAACUUAAAUGAGUUGGUUCACAUAGCAGCUGUCACUUUACAAGAAUCUCGACAAAUAAACUUGGUGGCUGUGACCCAAGCAGGUGUUCGUCUUUACUUUAUCACCUGCCAACCCCCCACCCUACCACCCCAACCUACAACACCAUCGACAACAAGUCCGAAACAAAAUCUUAACAUAAACAAGUUUAUAACUCGUCCAAGUGGAUUGUACCUUGUGCACGUCCGCCUCCCUCCUGGCUUCACUGGUUCAUCCGUGCAACGUCCCACAACCGUGCACUCCGCGCAUUAUAACGCUGGAACUUUACUUCUAUCCUCAACAACUGGUGAUGAUGGGGUCUUGUGGUGUAUCAACAAUGAUAUGUUCGCAUUCGAUGCAAUGUUAAGAGAAACCAAGAUCAAUUUUCGUCUCGACGGUCGUUCUUGGGCGAUUGCUGAAGUAGCAAACCCCCCUUCCCCAUUAUCCCUUGCUGCUCUUCCAUCUGAUGCUCCUCCUCUUCCUCCACCUGAUCCUCCCAUCCAGGUCCUCCAGCACAUCCAGACUCCUGCAGAGUAUGUCAUCAUCACUGCUCAGGGUUGCCAUGUUUUCCACAAACUACGACCAGUCGACCAACUUCGAAACCUUCUUAAUCAUUUCGACCCAGAUUCCAACACAAUUCACAAAUUCUUCCAAAUUUACAACCAAGGAGAAGCUGCUUGUUGCUGCAUCAUCCUCUCGUCUUCCUUUGUUCCUUCCGAUCGAGUUAUCAUUGACAAAGCUGUGGCUGCUCUUAUGCAUCAUGGGGGCGUGGCACUCCCGAAAGUAUCGACCAAUCAGCUUCCGUCGUCACUCGCCCAUCACACGAUGGAACCAAUGUCCCCGAUAUCAGGAACGCAUCGACAAUCUACGCUAAUGAGGACACCUGGUGGCCUACCAGUGAUCAGCACUCCGAUGCCCGGAUCCCAUCCUCCUCCUCUAUCAAGAGAUGCAAGAUCACCACAACAACAUCCUCAAUCUCCAGUGCAACAACCAGCAGUAGACCCCAAUCAAGUAACAUUCUACUCAGAAAGACAGGAAGGAGUUUUCAAGAUGUUUUCCAGGAUAGUCCGGCCAUUAUGGGAGGGAAGACUUGUUGAGGAUUUUGUGAUUUCAGAAGCUGGAAAGGAAAAAAGGAUUGUGGUUAGUCGUGUUGAUGAGGGGACAAUCAGCUUGGUUAUCGACCACUUGGUGUCACUAAGGAGCUUCCUUUCAAAACACUGCUUGUCCCAACCAUCUGGAAGGGAGUUUUCUCUGCACCACCAUGAGCACACCAUACCACGCACACUAACGCACGGAUAUCGAACAUCUGAUGCCACUAUCAUUGCUCAACAAGAUGCACAGAGGAGACAACUUGAAGAAGCUCACGUACUUGAAAUAAGAUCAUUGAAACAACUACACAGUUUAUGUGACCAGUCAAUACAAGUGUUUGGUUUAUGGAGAUUAUUAUUACAUCAUCAGAUCCAUGUGUUGUUUGAAGCUUUAGAUAAACAAGCCCAGCCUUCAUUGAAACUGAUGACGUUUUCAGAUGUUGUGCUUUCUGGAGAUUCUGUAUGCAAAGCUUUAAUCUCAGCAUUGGUUGGUCAAUAUAUUGAUGAUCAUUCAACCAUAGGCCUGAGUUCCCAACUACGUGAUAUUUGUCCCAAUCUAUAUUCACCUGAUGAUGCUAUUUGUUCAAAGGCAAGUGAACUUAUGAGUUUGGCCCGAACAAGUGAAGCUCAUCAUCGAGAUGAACAACUUCAUGAAGCGGCGAAACUGUUUCAACAAGUCGCUUAUUCUGUUAACCUUCCGCAUGUAAUACAGCAAUAUUAUGCAGUUCGAUUUUACUCGGGGGUUGUCGAGUUAUGUCUCCUCGCUGCUCACAAGCGAGAUGAGGAGGGACUUGCUCUUCGUUUGUAUCUUUCUUUAUCCUCUGGGGACGAAGAUGUGGAUCCUCUUGUGAGGAAAUCAUACGUUGCAAGAAUUUCAUGCUACAAGUGUAUCACUGAUAUGCUAGAUGGCCUCAUGGUGGCAGCAGAGGGUCAGCUUCAAUCUCCAAGUGUUCCCAGUCAACCCGGACCUCCCCAACCACUCAUAAAUAACGAAAACGGGGUCGGCAACCUCACCCCUGAGGAAGCGCAACACCAUGCGGAAAGUUGUCUCCAGUUGGCACUGAACAGCGAAGAUGAGUUGUUUCACAUUACAUUGUAUGAAUGGAUGCUUCGUAUGCAUCUCACAACUCAACUAUUGAAGGUUUCUUCCCCAUUUGUUGAGCCUUUCCUUAAACGAGUCGCGUCAAGUCAGGAAAACAAUUCUACUUUGUUCGGCUCAAUGGGAACUGACCUGUUAUGGCAAUAUUAUGAGCGUGCCGGGCAGUUUAUGAAAGCUGCGGAAAUACUCGUGCAUUUGGCAGAAAAACCUGGCUCGGACCGAGACCUCGUGAAACGGAUCGAAUAUUUAUCACGGGCGAAGAUGAACAGCAAGUCCUCAACGUCCCAUAAAUCAAAUCGAGGAAAAGGACAAAUCCUGCAGGAACUUGAAGAAAAACUUGAGGUUGCCCAGAUCCAGUUAAGCACGAUGGAAAACCUCAAACAACUAUCGGAACAUGAGGCUUGUGAGAAACUUAACUUUCAACUGGUUGAUGUUACGACUUUAUACAGCGAGUUUGCUGAUCCUUUCCAACUGGCAGAGUGUAAGUUGUCCAUCGUUCACUGCGCCGGUUUACACGAUCCUAAUUUAGUGGAAGCUUUGUGGCAAAAUAUAAUUGAGCAUGAAUUAUCAAAGUCAAACAACUCUGAUACAUCUGUGUUGCUCCAGCAUAAGAUGGUUGAACUAACCAAGAGAUACAUGGCUUCACAAAGAUAUUUCCCCAUUGAAUUUGUGGUUGGUUUGUUGGAGAAAAUAUCGUGCAGUCGGGGAUGGAUUUUAAACUGGGGAGUCACUUGUUUCCUUGAAGCACGAUAUUCACUAUCAAACUUGUUGAAUGUUUAUGAGAACGUUCAUUCACAAAAGCUUGACUGCUGGUCCACCCUAGGAUCUCCACACCAUCUGCUAUAUGUGGUGAAUGAACUUAUCAGUUUGUUCCUGGAUAACCCAAUGAAGUAUCUCACACACCACCAACAAAGACGUCCAUUCCUUAACCGUUCAUUGGAUGCACUUGCUGUUAACUUAGUGGAGUUAUGCUCACUUCCUAAUCCUGACGAGCAGGUGAAGCAACUCAUAGUGCGCAUGCGCAAGACGCAGGCCAGUCUGGAGAAUAUGCAGCAAAGGGGUCGGUAGACAAAAGAUUUUUCGCCACUUGUCAUUUGAAAAAUAACUGCGGUCUCUUGUUUUUCCUCUGUGACGUCAUACACCACUGCCGGGACGAUCUUUCUUCUGCUUUUCCUGCAAUUUGCUUCUCCUAAUUGAAUUUCUGUCUGCGAGCGCAUCGAAAAAACGAAGUCAAAAAUUACAAAAGAUAUUUUUCAUCGCC
Ciona intestinalis (vase tunicate) is the source of this 4452-nucleotide messenger RNA. Lineage: Eukaryota; Metazoa; Chordata; Ascidiacea; Phlebobranchia; Cionidae. The record is from RefSeq and is a predicted model, not a curated record.